UUCCUCGCCUGGACGCUUGAUGUUUGUGUCCAGAAAUGUGUGUUUCACUUUCAAGUAAACAGACAACAGGGUGUGCGAUGACUUAGUGGCGAGCUGAAGCUUCGGGAUCUGAGUGAUAAUGGCGGUGAACUGGGCCGACAGGAUCUGCGCUUUCUGCCGCAGCCCCUCUCACUUCCUCUCGGGCACAACAGCUGAAGCGUUCCUGGCUGAGCUGCUCCGAGAGCUCCGAGAUGACAGAGCCGGUUAUAAUGUGAAGGUCCUCCUGUUGUCUCCACUAUGUGAGCACCCAACUCUGCUGUGUCCCUCAGACUCUGUGGGUGAGGAGACAGCCCUGGAGCUCAUGUCGGUGUUCGCCCAGUGCCCCCCCAAAUCCGUCCAGUUCCGUUGUCAUCUCCUGCUGGCCCUCACCUCUGUGCUCGUGUGCACCUCCUGUGUGAGCAGCCGUUCCCCUGUAUCUCAAGAUGUCCUGGACCUGCUCCUCCAGUUGUGCCAGGACCCCGGUGACCUGCAGGGCGACGGCGCUCUUCAUUCUCUCCGAGCCACAGCUUGCGACUGUCUGCGGGAGCUGGAGGCUUGUUCUCCCGGUUAUCUCUCCCAGCACAUUGAGCUCCUGGGCGGGCUCAGGCAGAGAGAAACCUCCCGGUUCCACCAGGCGUACACAGGACUUCACACUCUGGUCCUUAGGAAUGCUGUGUAUCAGCUCACCCAGGAAACCGGAGCUGGUGCUGAGCAACUCAAAGUUCUUCUGGGAGGGAACACAUCAGUUGCAUGGGAAGCGGAUCAGGACUCGGGCCUGAAGAAUACCACAGACUCUGGCGUACUGUUCUCUCUCAUCCUCGGGCCCAUGGGUUCAGUGCCCACCCUCCAGACUGGCUCUGACUGCAAGGAGUUGCGUUCAAUCCUGUCUUCCCUCCUGGAGGAGUCCUACCUCCUCACUCCUUUGUGUCAGGCUGCACUGCUUCAUAGACUGACAGAGCUGGUUGCCAUGGUCCCUGGGGUCCCUCCAGCCAUAUUCAGAGCUCAGCUGCUGCGACUGCUGGGCACGAGCAAGGUCUGUCUCCUCCACACCACCCUGCUGCUGAAGUGUGCGUUCACGGACAGCCUGUUCAGCGCCGAGGACGAAGCGUUCAUCCUCAAGCGGCUGGUCGUGCUCUCCCAGCACCCGCUGCUGAGUACGCCCGAGAAGCUCUUCUACAUGGACUGCAUCCUGCACUUUCCUGAGAACCGUCCAAUCAGCUGCAGUGACAGAGACGAGACGCUGCCUGUGCUGCUGACUCCCCGGCUGGCCUUAGCUCUCACGCCCACCGUGUUCAACGACAGCGCCACCAUGCUGGCCCGACUCAACCUGCUCUCCCUGGUCUACCUGGAGGAGGGCGAGGAAGGGGAGGGGGGAGAGGGCAGGGGGCUGGCCAACCUCUACGAACACCUCAUGUCGCUGCUCCACAUUGUGGACAGCGGAGGCAGCAGAGAGGUUGUGGUCACCUUCUUCAGGGCCGCCUUCCUCUUCCUGUUGUACUUCUACCACAUGGAGCGCUACUCCAGCAGCCUGGUGGAGAAGCUGUGUGAGCUCUACCUCCGCCACACCCAGCUCGCCCCGCACCUCAUCAGCCUGGCCGACCACACCCAGGACAGUCUGUCUGAGUCGAACUGGGCUGAGGAGCUCUUGAGAGCACUGCAGCGAGUCAUCACUGAGGCCCCGCUGGCCAAGCUCAACACACAGGACCUCCGCUCUCACCUCAAGAUGCUGGCGCGAGUGGCGGAAGAAGGAAAAAUCCCCCAGUGCAGCACCCUCAGGUUUCUGUCCAGCAUCAUCGCUCCACUGGCCUCCUCGCUGUGCGUUAGUGGCGACUGGCGUCUGGGGACCGGCGUGCUGGGAGUUUGCCGCCGCCUGCUCAUCCACCCGAGCCUGGACUCGCUGCUCGUCCCUCUGGCCGACAUCCUGCAGGAUCUCACCUGCCGCUACGGAGACACAGACAUCCAGGACCACGCCCGUCUGUACUAUGCCCUCCUCACCACGCUGUCCCGGGAGAAGCUGACCGGGGUGCUGGCGCAGGACGCGACCGAGGGAGGCCGGCAGAUCAAGAAGCGGUCGAUGUCGAGCGUCGUGGCUGAGAGCGAGGGGCUGAGGAGCGCGCUAACCAUUCACCAGACGAAGAGAGCAAUAUUCAGCGUGGUCGAGGUGAAUUCUGAGACACGACAAGAAACACAAGAAGAGAAAGAAGGGGACUCAAGCCAUAGUGAGACAGACGGAUUCCCAGGUGAGGGAAAGGCACUGGAAGCCUACAGACGUCAGUUCACUGACCCGGACUUUGCCUCAGAAUUAACCCUGAGCUACCAGCUGGCUCACACUCCGCCUUAUGACCCUCGCUUUGACCAGGUCUUCAGCAUCCGCCUGCACUUCAACCUCACAGACGAGCACUAUGAAGAACUGAGCGACAUCAGUGUCCCUUGCCUCUUCAGAGAGAGGUCGUCACCGAUGGUGAAGCUGAGGCUGAAGCCUCUGCACCCCUACCCCACCACCCUUCAGGCCAGCGCCAUCUUUACCACGCAGGACGGGCUCUCGUGGCACGCCAUCCUGCCGGACGUCCACGUGGCGUUCCAGCAGGUCUUCACGCCCCUGCCUGCUCCCUCAGCCUGGGGUCGUGGCGGCAGACUUGACCUGUUUGAUGGAUUAUGGGAUGAGUUGUGCUCAGAGGGCGGGGACUGUGCUUCCAGUCUGUUCUGCUGCCAGCUCAAGGAGGGAGCUUUGACGUCCUUGGUGGAGAAACACUUCCUCCUCUACCUUAUUUCAGACUGGUCCCAUAAAGAAGAGUGUAAAGUGCUUUUCUUCCUUCCCCCAAAGUCUCAUGUGCUGCUGCGAAUCACCACGGAGGAAGACGCCGUGCACUUCGACAUCGCCACAGAUAACUGGAGGCUUCUGCCACACUUAACUUCUUAUCUACUGACAAUCACAUCCUCACAGGACGACACUCGCAGCUGACUGUGAUGCGUCUUUUAAUUCAAAACUUAAUGAGCUUUUAACAAAAAUCAUUUAGUGUUUGUCAGCACUUUAAUAACUUCAAUUGUACUAACUGAAGCCAGAUGAUUUCAAAUAAAGUUAUUGCACUUUUGUUUUCUUGA
Limanda limanda (common dab) is the source of this 3120-nucleotide messenger RNA. It is a transcript of the gene ap5b1, whose product is annotated as adaptor related protein complex 5 subunit beta 1. The coding region runs from base 119 to 2980 and encodes 953 amino acids. NCBI's taxonomy places the organism in Eukaryota, Metazoa, Chordata, Actinopteri, Pleuronectiformes, Pleuronectidae. Gene Ontology annotation, cellular component: AP-type membrane coat adaptor complex; lysosomal membrane. The record is from RefSeq and is a predicted model, not a curated record. Gene Ontology annotation, biological process: endosomal transport. The transcript is spliced from 3 exons.